AUGUCAAGGAAUAAGAGCUACAGAGGUAAUGUAGCCCUUAAGAUAGACAUAGCAAAAGCUUUUGAUACUUUAAAUUGGGAUUUUCUCAUAGAAACAUUAUCUUGCUUUGGUUUCAAUAGUAAGUUUUGUCAUUGGAUUAAGGUGAUUCUUAACUCUGCUUCUCUGUCCAUUGGGCUAAAUGGUAAGGCUAUAGGUUAUUUUAAGUGUACAAAUGGGGUGAGACAAGGUGAUCCUCUCUCACCCCUCCUCUUCUGCAUUGCUGAAGAUGUGCUCAGCAGAGGGUUUACUGAGCUUGUGAAAAAUAACCAAAUGAAUCUUAUUCAAGCAACUAGACAUUGUCAUGUUCCUUCCCAUACUUUGUUUGCAGAUGACAUUAUGGUCUUCUGUAGAGGUGAUGUUAAAUCACUCAAGGCUAUUUCUGAGCUUCUUGGGGAGUAUGCUCUUAAUUCUGGUCAAUUUUUUAACAAGGACAAAUCCCUCAUUUAUGCAGGUGGCCUAUCUCAAGAUAGACAUACCACUCUUGUAGACAUUGUUGGUUUCAAGAAAGCAUCCCCUCCUUUUGUUUAUCUGGGGGUGCCAAUAUUCAUAGGGAAAUCUAAAGUAAUUCAUUUCCUCUCUAUUGCAGGUAAAAUUAAAUUGAAGCUAGCAACCUGGAAGACUAAGCUCUUAUCUAUGGCUGGCAGGGUGCUUUUGGUAAAGACAGUCAUUCAGAGUAUGAUGGUUCACAGUAUCACAAUUUAUGAUUGGCCAAUGAGCAUCAUCAAAAGCAUAGAAACCUGGACUAGAAAUUUUCUUUGGAGUGGCAAUAUGGAGACAAGAAAACUGGUAACUGUAUCCUGGAAGAAAUGUUGCAAGAAAACAACUAAGGGUGGGCUGGAAAUUAUAUCUUUGAAGCAAUACAACAAGGCCACAAAUCUCUACUCCUGCUGGCAGUUCCUGAACAAUAACAGUGAUUGGUAUAAGGUGUUGGCUGCCAGAGUGUUAAGACAAGGUAGAAUGAUAAAUUAUUCCAUAAAGUCAUCUUUGUGGAAAGGUUUCAAGGAUCAUUUCAACAUGAUUAAAGACAACACUGUUUGGAUUUUAGGGAAUGGAAAAAAAGUUAAUUUUUGGCUGGAUGAUUGGACAGGUGAACCUCUUGCUCUUAAAUUCAAGAUCCCUGAAAAAUUCCAUGCUAACUUGGUUUCCAAAGUUACUAAUUACUGGAAGAACAAUCAAUGGUCCCUCCCUGCUAAUUUGCUACUAGCUAGGCCAAACAUUAUGGCUUCUAUCUCUAGCUACUCAGUUCCUGAUGUGGGCAAGGAAGACUUGUUGGCUUGGAAAGAAAUUGAAAAUGGAUAUUUAACUAUCAAACAUGCCUACAACAUUUUGAUGCCUCCUUUAGCUGAUAAAAUGUUCAACUUCUCUUGGGAUUCGGAUGCUGCUCCAGCCCACUCCAUGUUUUGCUGGAGACUUCUUCACAACAAAAUCUCUACUGAUGAUAAUUUAAGGCUCAGAGGUUUCUCUUUUCCCUCAAAAUGUUCUCUCUGUUGUGCCCACUCUGAGUCUACCUUGCAUCUGUUCUUUGAAUGCCAGUAUGCCCGAAACAUAUGGACAUGGCUCAGUGAUUUUAUUUCUAGCCCAACUCCCAUCAAUUCAAUCACAGAUUGCUAUUUUAUCAUGGAGACAAACUGGAGUCCUCAGGCUAGGGCAGUGGUUAAGUCUCUUAUGCUUCAUGCUUUGUAUCUGAUAUGGCAAGCCAUAAAUUUGUUAAGAUUUAAGCACAAGCAAACUCAUUGGAAAUUCUGUGUUAGCAGCAUUAUGGCUAGGGCAAGAUUGGUGGGUAACUUAACCAAGAAGAAAGCAAAUGACUCUAUGCUUAGUUUCACUUUUCUCAAAAGUCUUGGCAUCAACAUUAACCCCCGAGAGUCGUUAUCUUUGAUUGAUGUUCUUUGGUGUCCUCCGUUAUUUAGGUGGAUUAAUUGCAACGUAGAUGACAUGGCUAAGGGACUAAUGCAGAUAGAAAGUUUGGAUAGAAAGAGGUAUGUCUAUAUGGUUAUAGAUGAUUUUUCUGGGUUUACAUGUAUGAAUUUUCUUAGAGAAAAAUCAGAUGCUUUUGAAGUCUUCAAAGAUCUGUGUCAAAGCAUUCAAGAGGAGCAGAGUAGUGUGAUUGUUAAGAUUACAAGCUACCAUGACAAGGAGUUUGAGAAUACAAAAUUCUCUGAAUUUUGUGAUUCUGAAGAGAAGAUGGAUGUCAAAGACAGUGUUGGAACAUCUUAUGUGUGGACAGAUGAAGCAUUAAGAGAGGAAAUUUUUGAAUUCACAGGCAUUAAAUCAAUGAGUUUACAAUCUAAUAAGGGUCUCUCUACUGAAGAACAGAUAGAACAAUCCAAGGAUUUGUUUACAAGAUACCCUAAUGAAGAGGACAUCAUUGAAUUCAAUAAGGAAGCAUUAAAAGCUGAUGGAUGUUUUGCCUUGAGGAACAGUCUAUUUUUCUAG
Molecule: messenger RNA, 2475 nt
Organism: Vicia villosa (hairy vetch)
Lineage: Eukaryota; Viridiplantae; Streptophyta; Magnoliopsida; Fabales; Fabaceae
Exons: 4
Coding region: 1-2475 (824 amino acids)
Molecular function (GO): nucleic acid binding
Source: RefSeq, a predicted model, not a curated record